Geodia barretti is the source of this 834-nucleotide messenger RNA. The record is from the annotation of a GenBank genome assembly. Lineage: Eukaryota; Metazoa; Porifera; Demospongiae; Tetractinellida; Geodiidae.
AUGGGUGACCCCGCUCGUUUCGUCAUCAAGGAAGGCCAAAUUACAACCAACGUCGGCGUGACACUACCGAGACCGGCGUCGGACCGACUGUUUCUGGUCAACGCCAGCAAUGUGCCGGAGUUUCGUCCAGUAUAUGAUGCGUUGACCAACAUGGCUUUCUACAGCUUGGCUCCCGAUGUGAUGCGCUGGCCGCAGCCAUCUGACUCUGGAGAGUUACUAGGCCAAAACGGGCAAAACUUGGCCAGCGUACUUGCCGCGCUGGAACGACGCAAUUCUCCAAGAUUUGAUCGUAUUCAGCGUUACUUGUCCAAAGUGACGCCGGGCGUUGAGGGUGUUGAAAGAAUCGCCAUAGGCAAUCUAGAAACGCUGCAGUUCCGUCAAAAGGUCGCGGGCCAGAAAUCAGCUUGGAGGUUCCCGGCGAUCAAUAUGUCAGAUGGCACUCUGCGGGCGUUGGCUGUCCUCACGGCUCUUUUGCAGGGCGACGGUGACGUCCCAUCGUUGAUCGGUAUAGAGGAACCAGAAAUUGCCCUGCAUCCUGCCGCUGCAGGCAUUUUGUGGGACGCUAUGGAUGAUGCACAAGAAACUGCCCAAGUAUUAGUUACGACCCACAGCUCAGAUCUGCUGGACCGAAGUGACAUACCGACACCGUCUCUACUUGCGACCACAAUCGAAGCGGGCAAUACUAAGAUUGGACCCAUUUUCGAAAGCAGUCGCAAACUGCUACAAGAGCAUCUGUGCACGCCGGGCGAGUUGUUGCGACAGCGGCGACUGUCACCUGCACCUCUGGUCGUGCCGCCCCCGCCCGGAUAUCCGGUGUCGCUGCUUGACCUAUGA